This is a messenger RNA of Morchella importuna, 312 nucleotides long. RefSeq lists its product as uncharacterized. The transcript is spliced from 4 exons. The record is from RefSeq and is a predicted model, not a curated record. Bases 1 to 312 code for a protein of 103 amino acids. NCBI's taxonomy places the organism in Eukaryota, Fungi, Ascomycota, Pezizomycetes, Pezizales, Morchellaceae.
AUGAGGAUGAGGGUGAGGAUGGAAAGGAUUUGCCCUGCUGGCCUGCUUAGUGUGUUUCUUUCCCAUUCAGCCAAUCCGAUGGGAAUAGUCCUCAUACCCGAUCCCAUAAUGUACCACCAGCUUCCGCUUAUUCUUCAAGGUUCUGCAUACCAUCAGUGGAACGAUCAGAGCUCGUAUCAUGAGUCACAUGGUUGCACAACCUGCUUAUGCAUCCAGGAGAUCCCGAUUUUGCCGAUCUUGCUGCGAGAUAACCUAGUCGGAAGUGCAUUUCGAAUGUUUUCUCUGUCUCGUGCCCAGCCCAAUCACGUGUGA